Sabethes cyaneus is the source of this 1965-nucleotide messenger RNA. RefSeq lists its product as uncharacterized. Bases 1 to 1965 code for a protein of 654 amino acids. NCBI's taxonomy places the organism in Eukaryota, Metazoa, Arthropoda, Insecta, Diptera, Culicidae. The transcript has 6 exons. Gene Ontology annotation, molecular function: protein binding. The record is from RefSeq and is a predicted model, not a curated record.
AUGGCCGACUUUAACUGGUUCGGUAGAGGCACACUUUGCCUAAUUUUCUCAUUGGCACUUGGCUUGGGCAAGGUCGCCGUCACGCAAGGUUGGGAAGGUUUUCCGGUGCAGCACUCGAUUACCAAGCGAAUGGAUCUCGAGACUUGUCUAGUGCAUUUCGAUGUCCACCUGAACACGAUCAUUCGCACCGAGGAAUCACGCUCCAUGGGUGCAAAGUUCCUGGACGAUGCCGACGUAAACUCGCGGGAACAGUGCCUGAGACUGUGCUGUGAGACGCAAAAUUGCGACGUAUUUGUGUUCGAGGAAAAGAAUCAGGGCACCUGUUUCCUGUUCCAGUGCGGACCACCAACUGAUUUCCAUUGUAAAUUCACUCGCCAUUCUAAUUAUACGAGUGCCGUGCUUAAGAUUCCUUCGGUCGAGCAACCGCCUCCUCCGUUAGUCAAUCAAAUUCACUCUUUGACGGCCCAACCUGCUCCGGUGGCUAAACUUUCCCAGCAUGAGCUGGAAUUAGUUAAUUUGAAAGCACCAAAACCGCAAGUAAAGAGUGAUGGUACAACUUUGAUCCCACCGCUUGGUAUUCAACUGGGACAGCAGCCAACCACGACAACAACGACGACGACCACACCCUCACAGUGCGGUCAUUACGAAUUCCCAUGUCACUCGGGAGAAUGCAUUGCCGUGUACAAUGCUUGCGAUGGGAUUCCGCAGUGUGCCGAUGGCAGUGACGAAGGUCCAGAAUGCCGGCGUCCUCCACCGAUAAAAUCCUUCCAGCCGAUAUCGGUUCAACAACAGCAACCUCAGCAGCAGCAACAGCAGCAACAACAGCUACAGCCUGCAUUGAAUUCAAUGCUACUGCCAAACGCUCCGAUGUUUCCAUCCGACUUUCAACAGCAACCGGAUCGGAGAGCUCAACAGGAGCAGCAGAAAAUGGCGCAUCAAAUGCCGCACAAUCGAGAAGAUCCGAUGACGGCACCGAAACCAUGGCCUAGACCACUGGCGGAUCCGCAAAAUGGCUACUUAGACGCUCCCGACAGUCGCAUUUUCAAUCACAAGAGUGGCCUGCAGCUAGCUUCAAACCAGAUGACCUCUUCCCAGUAUCAAGAUUCUCUGCCGGACACGAGCUACGUCCCGAACAUCCCCCGUAACGGACCCUAUCUACCUUUGCAAAAUAAUUACCAAUCCAGUGCGCAGCAAUGGACAGAUCCACGCCUAUCCGCUCCCCAAAGAACGCUAUGGCCCAACCAACCGCAACUUCCUCAGGAGCAAUACGUUCAACCUCCACCUCAGCAUCAACCGGACGCGGUUCAGCCUCCUCCUAUGCAAGCCCCGGCACAAAUCAUUCCCUCUCAGCAACAACAGCAGCAGCAGCAAAUCCAGACUGCACCGGAAGUUGACCCAAAUUUAACCGGAGCAGACCUCACCAAACAACCGAAACUGGAUACGGCACCACCAUCCCCAAAGAAACCAUCCGAACCUCACGGCAAGUCGACCAAAUCAUCGGAGGAAUACGAAUCCUACGACGAACAGUAUCAGGAGAGUAAAUCCUCCAGCGAACAGGCGGAAAACGACGAAAAACAGGAACCACCACCGCAGCAGCAGCAGCAGAAGAAAAAACAACACAAACAUCACAACAAACAGCACGGUGAAGAACACAAAAAGAAGAACAAAUCCGGCAAAUCGUCCAAGAAGGACAAAGCCAUCGCUGAUGAGCACCCACCAGCUCCGGUUCACGAACAUCUCAAAAUGUUGCGAAACGAUCUGGAAAUCGAAUUCACCGAUCACGAUAGGCUGGCGGAACGACCGGGUGGAGCGGUGCUGUCCUUAACUUUAGGUGCCAUUCUCACCGCUGCACUGGCCAUCAUGAUUGGUUGCCGCAUGAAGGUAGCCCGGCGAAGGAUCCGACGGCAGGGCAAGUCAUCGUAUGCGCACGAUGCCGACUUUCUCGUUAAUGGAAUGUAUCUGUAA